Helobdella robusta is the source of this 2370-nucleotide messenger RNA. RefSeq lists its product as hypothetical. Lineage: Eukaryota; Metazoa; Annelida; Clitellata; Rhynchobdellida; Glossiphoniidae. The transcript has 18 exons. Gene Ontology annotation, biological process: double-strand break repair via break-induced replication; mitotic DNA replication initiation; DNA replication. The record is from RefSeq and is a predicted model, not a curated record. Gene Ontology annotation, molecular function: ATP binding; single-stranded DNA helicase activity; single-stranded DNA binding. Gene Ontology annotation, cellular component: nucleus; MCM complex. Bases 1 to 2370 code for a protein of 789 amino acids.
AUGAGCUCUCCGUUGCGAUAUGGCUCGCCGAGUUCCAGAGGAAAUGACACUCCGAGGAGGUUGAAUGACACGCCUCGAUCUUUGAGGAAUGCCGGCACGCCUCACAGGCAGCGACCUGACAUUCAAACAGACAGGGUGGGACUGAGAGUCAAUUUGAAUGAAGAUGGUGGUGAGGGAGGGAGGAGAGGAGGAGGAGAUGAGGUGGAUGGUGCUCCCCAUGUCGUCAUCUGGGGGACUGAUGUCUCCAUUGAUAAGUGCAAAGCCAAGUUUAGAAGGUUUGUUGAGUCUUAUGUGGAGAGAACUAUAGACAUAGAUGAACAGUUUGAUGGCAUGGAUAUUGAUGAGCCAAUAUACAUGCAGAGGCUUGAUGAGAUAUCGUUGACAGGAGAGCCAUUCUUGAACUUCAACUGUGACCAUUUGAAAUUGUUUGAUAGUGACCUCUACAGACAGUUGGUAUGCUAUCCCCAGGAAGUCAUUCCCAUCUUUGAUGUGGCAGUCAAUGAAAUAUUCCUCUCAAAGUACCCUGAUGGUGCUCUCGAACAUCAAAUUCAAGUGCGACCUUACAAUGCAACAAAAUCGAAAAGUAUGAGGUCAUUGAACCCGGAAGAUAUCGAUCAGCUGAUCACAAUCAGUGGUAUGGUCAUCAGGACUUCAUCACUCAUUCCUGAAAUGAGAGAGGCUUUCUUCCAGUGCCACAUAUGUCAGCAGACAGAGAGUGUUGAGAUAGAGAGAGGUCGCAUCUGCGAACCAACCUUGUGCAACAACUGCAACACCAACCACUCCUUCCAACUCAUUCACAAUCGAUCACUCUUCACUGACAAGCAGAUGGUUAAGUUGCAAGAGUCUCCAGAGGACAUGCCAGCAGGGCAAACCCCACACACGAUGGUCAUAUUUGCCCAUGGUGACCUGGUUGAUCGUGUGCAGCCGGGAGAUCGGGUGACCAUCACGGGUAUCUACAGGGCUACUCCACUCAGGGUCAACCCUAGACAGAGAAAUGUCAUGUCAGUCUACAAGACACAUUUUGAUGUUGUACAUUACAGAAAGAUGGAUUUGAAACGACUCCAUGAGAACAGAGAUGAGAGUGGGAAAGAACUGCAUCUUUCCGAUGAACGAAUUGCUUAUUUGAAGGAACUUUCUAAGAAGGAAGGCAUAUAUGAGAGGCUGGCAUCUGCUCUUGCUCCCAGCAUAUACGAGAAUGUUGACAUAAAGAAGGGCAUACUUCUUCAAUUGUUCUCUGGCACCAGGAAGGAAUUCACAGAUGCUGGCAGGGGCCGCUUCAGAUCUGAUGUAAACAUUUUGUUGUGUGGAGAUCCAGGCACGAGCAAGUCCCAACUGCUUCAGUACAUCUACUCACUUGUUCCUCGUGGUCAGUACACAUCAGGAAAAGGUUCAAGUGCUGUGGGAUUGACCGCUUAUGUUACCAAAGAUACUGAAACCAAACAGCUCGUUUUGCAAACAGGUGCACUUGUUUUGAGUGACAAUGGUGUUUGCUGCAUCGACGAGUUUGACAAGAUGAAUGAGAGCACAAGAUCCGUCCUCCAUGAAGUUAUGGAGCAACAAACACUUUCAAUAGCAAAAGCCGGCAUCAUUUGUUCAUUGAAUGCUCGGACGUCCAUCUUAGCUGCUGCCAAUCCUAUUGAAUCAAAGUGGAACAAAAACAAGACUAUCAUUGAGAACAUCCAACUUCCUCACACAUUGUUAUCCAGGUUUGAUCUGAUUUUCCUAAUCCUUGAUCCUCAAGACGAAAUUUUUGACAGAAAACUUGCGUAUCAUCUGAUCUCAUUGUACUACAAGAGCCAGGAUGAUCAAGAAAAUGAAUACAUGGACAUGGAGACACUGAAAGAUUAUAUUGCCUAUGCACGAGCAUUUGUUCAUCCUGUCAUCAGUGAGACAGCAGGGCAAGUACUUGUUGAAUCAUACGUUGAAAUGAGGAAGGUAGGAAGUGGUCGGGGUCAAGUGUCUGCCUACCCUCGUCAACUGGAAUCUCUCAUUCGCUUGGCCGAGGCACAUGCCAGGAUGAGGUUGUCUGAUACCGUCGAAGUUGAGGACGUGCAAGAGGCGAGAAGAUUGCAUCGCGAGGCUCUGAUGCAAGCAGCUGUAGACCCGUCAACAGGCAAGAUCGACAUUUCCAUCCUGACCACUGGAAUCACGGGAGUGGCUAGGAAACAAAGAGCUGAAAGAGCUUCUGUCCUACUCAACAUCAUUAAAACAAAGGGCAAGACUCUGACCUUGAGGUACAAUCAACUUUAUGAAGAGUUCAAAGAAAGGAUGUACACUUCGUAUGAAACGUUCGACAAUGCUCUGAGAGACCUUCAAGAUGAUAAUGAAAUUAUCAGAACGGGAAACAACAUUAGAAGGACAAAUUUGUAA